Striga asiatica is the source of this 612-nucleotide messenger RNA. NCBI's taxonomy places the organism in Eukaryota, Viridiplantae, Streptophyta, Magnoliopsida, Lamiales, Orobanchaceae. The record is from the annotation of a GenBank genome assembly.
AUGGCCGCCCGGUCGACCCACUCGGCCACCUUCUCCGCCAUCUCCCUAACCAUCGCCGUCAUAUUCUUCGCCAUGUCAAUGAUGUCAUCAUCGGCCGAUUCCGACAGCGGAUUCACGUCGGCCAACCCAGCAUUCACCGUUCGCGGCCGAAUCUGCUGCACUAGCGACGGCACGUGCCCGACCAACCCCAAGGACCAUGAUCGAGCCUUUGGAAUCGGCAACAAUAUUCCCGUAAAGCUUCGGUGCGCGGUUUACAAUCCCAACCAAUACUAUAGCGACAACCAAGGAGUUUACGAAAACAAGACGGAUACUCGUGGGGCAUUCAGCUUUAGUGUGGGCCCGAGCGAGUUCCCAACAUAUGGGCCCGUCGAUGAUGUCCGUUGCAAGAUCAUCGGCAAGCAAGCUGACAUCAGCGCGCAGAAUUGUCUCGGGCUUGCUAAAAAGUCGGGCUACAUUGUGUCCGAACUCAAUUUUCGGAAAUGCCAAAAGAAAUCACUGACUGUAAAAGCCGGCGCACAACCACUGACCGACCGCUUGAGUUCUAUUUGCUCUUCUUUCUUUUCAAGUCCCUUCUUUGGUGCAACUUGGAAUAGGUUUUCGAACAUGCAGUGA